CAAGAACAAAUACAAGCAACUUAAUAUUAAAAGUAUAAAAUUUUCUACUAUGUCUAACACAUUUGAAGAUUUCAGAAGUAAUUUUGCCGAAACCGAAUGGCAAUUUUGGUGUAGACUCUGUGCUAAAGACGAUGUACGAAAUAUCAAUAUAUAUGCAGAGCAAAAACAAACUCCAGUUGACACAAACGAACUUGUAGAUUUCAUAGCGGAGUUUUUUAAAAUUCAUAUACGGCAAAAUGAAAAUUUACCACAUUGGCUUUGUGCACAAUGCUUUUCAUCGGUUUCGACCUUGUCGAAAUUCACAAAUCAAGUGAACAGAGUACAGAGUAUGUACCACGAAAUUCAAAAUUCUGGUCACAGAAAAGCUGAAGAUUUUCGGGUUAUCCGAGAAAAAUAUAAACUACUUGGGUAUGAGUUAUAUUUGUUGAACAUAUCGGAUACCAAACCAUCUAUUGAAAAUAUUUUUGUUGCUGAUGCACCCGAAAUAAUUGAACAUAAAUCAUUGGAUAGUAUUAUAAAAAGUGAAGUAAUAACGGACGAGUUACAGAGUGGUAUAUUUCUUAAAGACAUCGAAUUUAAUAGUGAAUUCCAGGAUCCCAUUGGUGAUGCAGUUGAAAAUCUUUCUAAUGAAGUAGGUAGUAGUGAACGCCUAAGUAAAUAUAAUAGUGAAUUCCAAGAUCCCAUUGGCGCAGUUGAGAAUCAUACUAACAAAGUAGAUAGUACUGAAUUUCCAAGUAAUAGCAUAAAAGACAAUAACUCAGAAGUUACUAGCAAAGUAUAUAGCAAAAUCCAUCGUCUGAAAAAGCGUAAAAGUUCUUCGGAUGAGGAAUCGAAUGUAAACAAACACUUUUGUAACGAUUGCACACUCCAUUUCAAAAAAAGUAGCAAUUAUCUUAUACAUAUGAGGAAAAAACAUGGUGUUGAAACACUACCUAGCAUCAUUUCUUGUCCACAAUGUUCCAGAACUUUCAAAUCUAAAUUCAAUUUAAAACGACACCUUAAGAUACAUCGACCUGUAGCAGAGAAGAAAAUAUAUCCAUGUCCACAAUGUGACCGAAAAUUCCAAACGAAAGAUUAUGUAUUUCGUCAUAUUAAGUUUGUGCAUGAAGAAAUUCGCCCGUUCAUUUGCGAAGAAUGUGGUGAAGGUACGCACACCGAAACUACACUGCGGGAGCACAUGCUUAAACAUACGGACUAUGCCCCUUUUGAAUGUGAGAUUUGUAAGAAAGGAUUUAAAACUCAAGCACGUUUGAAGAAUCAUAUGGAAAUGCACAGUGAACAUAAACAUAUAUGCAGCGAAUGUGGUUUAGAAUUGAACUCGCGUAUAACCUUGAAUCGUCAUAUGCUUGUUCAUUCUGAUGAAAUGCGUCAUAAAUGCGAUUAUUGUGGGCGUGAAUUCAAACGAGCGAAAACUUUAAAAACUCACUUAAUACUUCAUAGUGGCUUAAAACCAUAUUCAUGUGGCUUUUGUGACAAAACAUUUGCCAGUGGUUCCAAUUGUCGUACUCACAAAAGAAAGUCUCAUCCUGAAGAACUGGCGGCCUUAGAGGCUUCCGGAGAAAAGAAAUUCACCAAAAAUAUCCCUAAAUUAGCGGUUUUAAAGACAGUUACACGCACAGCUGAGAAUCUACUUCCUGUAGUAUCCAAACAAAGUGGGAAUUUUUCUUUCGGCAAGAAACCGAAACCCCCAUCUAGUUGUAAAGAUGAAACAAAACAAUGUAUAGAAAAUAAAACAUAAUGUGUGUUGUAACGUAACUAUGGUAUUUUGCUAAGGGGUUAUAUACAGUUAGAAGAACGAAAAGAGCUUA
Messenger RNA from Bactrocera tryoni, 1808 nucleotides. Its product is annotated as zinc finger protein 2-like. Gene Ontology annotation, molecular function: DNA-binding transcription factor activity; zinc ion binding; RNA polymerase II cis-regulatory region sequence-specific DNA binding. The transcript is spliced from 4 exons. The coding region runs from base 50 to 1738 and encodes 562 amino acids. Gene Ontology annotation, cellular component: nucleus. The record is from RefSeq and is a predicted model, not a curated record. Lineage: Eukaryota; Metazoa; Arthropoda; Insecta; Diptera; Tephritidae. Gene Ontology annotation, biological process: regulation of transcription by RNA polymerase II.